Molecule: messenger RNA, 435 nt
Organism: Triticum turgidum subsp. durum (durum wheat)
Lineage: Eukaryota; Viridiplantae; Streptophyta; Magnoliopsida; Poales; Poaceae
Source: the annotation of a GenBank genome assembly
AUGGGCGACGGAGCACAGAAUGGACAUGGAGGCAGGGCGCCUCUGGCCUUGCGGUCACGGUGGAGCUCGGUCAACGGCAACGAAGGCAGGGGCGCGCGGCUGGAGGCGCUGGGGACAACAGCACACGGCGGUAGCAGACAAGCGGGGCGAGGCGGAGAUGCUCGGGGCAGUGGAGAGGCGGCAGCGGAGCUGGCGAUGGGGAGGUCCCGCGGCGCGGAUGGGGCGCCAUGGGAGGCGGCUUCCGGCGCGGGGGCGCUCGAGGCAGGGCAGGAACCUGCGGGGGCGACACAGAUGGGCCUUGCUGCGGAGGUCCACGGGCGGAGGCGAGCGCUGGUGGUGGAAGCGGAGGAAGGGAUCGAGGCCUCGGGCGAGAGGAUCGUGAAGAGAAGUGUGGCGCUGAGGAACGAGGAGGAGGGGUGCGGGGGGUCGGGCUAG